UAUCACAGUCAUAGUAAGUACAUUUUUCCUCAAUAAAGUAGCAACCAGCAAAGUCAGAGCUAGUAAGAAAAAUAAAAGAAUCCUCCUCAUUUGUGUUUGUAGCAGACAGGAUAAAAAGAGAAUGGACCACGGUGGAGGGGUCUUGAACUUUCAGAUGCAAGACUCAAAGAUGCCACACACAAUGAUAAUGCAGGAUUUUGUGGCAGGUAUGGCCCACAUUGACGGUGAUCACAUUGUGGUUUCUGUGCCAGAGGCGGUGCUGGUGUCAGACGUGGUGACUGACGAGGAGGGAAUCAUGUUUGAGCAUGACCUGGGGUCAGAGGUUGUAGAGGGGCCAGACAUCUGCUGCAGCGACGAGCCUGACGGCAUAAUCAUGACUGAGUCGGUCCUGGGGGCCGAGGUGGCCAUUGAGGACGUGCUGGAUUCUGACCACCAUCACCAUGUGCUGACAACAGAUCUCAUAGAGGAAUCUGAUAGGGUUCCUGACCAGGUGUUUGAAAUUGUCACUGAGGAGGUCAUGGUCUCCAACUGCAACUCAGAGACGUAUGUGGAGGAGCAGGAGGAGAUUGAAGACUCUGCAGUCACCAUCCAGGAGCCGGACAACGAGGCUGGAGAGAGCGUCUCCGAGGACUACCUGAUGAUCUCCUUGGACGAUGUUGGGGAGAAGUUGGACAUGGAGGACACACCCCUGAAGAUGGGUUCUGAGGUGAUGGAGGAUGGCUCCAAAGAGGGUGACUACGACUCUGAGUGCAUCAAAGUCUACAUCUUCAAGGCAGAGGCUGAUGAUGAUGUUGACAUAGGUGGCACAGAGAUUGUAGCUGAGAGCGACUUCCACAACGGUCACGCAGUGCUGGAGACUGGGGGCAUUGGCAAGCUGUCUCGAGAGAAGAUGGUCUACAUGGCAGUGAAAGACCCGUCCCAGGAGGAUUCAGAGAUCAACUGCACUGAGAUGGCGGAUGAGGUGUACAUGGAGGUGAUAGUGGGAGAGGAGGAUGCCCCUGCCAUCCAGGACUCACUGGAUGACUCCAGCCACAAUAAGAACUUCGGCACUGUUGCCUGGGCUGCAGCUUAUGGUAACAGUCUGGACUCCAGGCUGGAGAACAAGAACAACACAGGGACACAUUACCUGAAGAUCAGCGACAGCCUGAGUACAAGUAGAGCUCUCAAACAGAAGAUCAAGAAAAAGAAAAAGGGAGAGACACGUCAGUGUCAGACAGCUGUGAUCAUUGGUCCAGAUGGCCAGCCUCUGACUGUGUACCCCUGCAACAUCUGCGGGAAGAAGUUCAGAUCGCGAGGCUUUCUGAAGAUCCACAUGAAGAACCACCCCGAUCACAUCUUCAAGAAGAAGUACCAGUGCACAGACUGCGAUUUCACCACCAACAAGAAGGUAAACUUCCACAACCACCUGGAGGGCCACAAGCUCAUAGUGAAGAGUGACCGGGUCUCAGAAUUCACUGAGGUCACAAGGCGUUACUGUGUGGAGAGCCCACUCAGCUCCAAUAAGCUCAUCCUACGUGACCAGGAGCCCAAGCUGCACCACUGUAAGUACUGUGACUAUGAGACAGCCGAGCAGGGCCUUCUCAACCGCCACUUGCUGGCUGUCCACAGCAAGAGCUUUGCCCAUGUGUGUGUGGAGUGUGCUAAAGGUUUCCGCCACCCCUCUGAGCUCAAAAAGCACAUGAGGACCCACACGGGUGAGAAGCCCUACCACUGCCAGCACUGUGAGUUCUGCUGUGCCGACCAGUCUAACCUGAAGACCCACAUAAAGAGCAAGCAUGGAGCGGAGCUGCCGUUCAAGUGUGGCCACUGUCCCCAGGCCUUCUCUGACGAGCGGGAGCUGCAGAAGCACAUGGAGAUAUUCCAGGGCCACAAGACGCACCAGUGUCCGCACUGCGAGCACAAGAGCACCAACUCCAGCGACCUGAAGCGCCACAUCAUCUCCGUGCACACCAAGGACUUCCCUCACAAGUGUGACGUGUGUGAAAAGGGCUUCCACCGGCCCUCGGAGCUGAAAAAACACACAGAGACUCACAAAGGUGCCAGGCUGCACCAAUGCCGCCACUGUGACUUUAAGACCCCAGACCCCUUCAUACUCAGUCGCCACAUCCUGUCCGUCCACACCAAAGACUUACCCUUCAAGUGCAAGCGCUGCCGACGGGGCUUCAGGCAUCAGCUGGAACUGAAGAAGCACAUGAAGACCCACAGUGGGCGGAAAGUGUACCAGUGCCAGUACUGUGAGUACAGCUCCUCGGACGCUUCAGGUUUCAAACGGCACGUCAUAUCCAUCCACACCAAGGACUAUCCCCACCGCUGUGACUACUGCACUAAAGGCUUCCGUAGGCCCUCUGAAAAGAGCCAGCACAUUGCACGGCAUCACAAGGAUGUUUUAAUGUCAAGUGCUUCUUCACACACCCUUUCCCAUAUUCAGAACAAUCUGAUUCUCACUCACUAUAGAGCAGGGAAAUACAAUUAUUUCAAUGUGAUAAAUAAAGGAUGACAAUU
Messenger RNA from Salvelinus namaycush (lake trout), 2502 nucleotides. RefSeq names its product zinc finger protein 711-like. Gene Ontology annotation, biological process: regulation of transcription by RNA polymerase II. Gene Ontology annotation, molecular function: DNA-binding transcription factor activity, RNA polymerase II-specific; RNA polymerase II transcription regulatory region sequence-specific DNA binding; metal ion binding. The record is from RefSeq and is a predicted model, not a curated record. Gene Ontology annotation, cellular component: nucleus. NCBI's taxonomy places the organism in Eukaryota, Metazoa, Chordata, Actinopteri, Salmoniformes, Salmonidae. The coding region runs from base 122 to 2497 and encodes 791 amino acids. The transcript has 7 exons.